Coccomyxa subellipsoidea C-169 is the source of this 1542-nucleotide messenger RNA. RefSeq lists its product as hypothetical. Gene Ontology annotation, molecular function: protein binding. Bases 1 to 1542 code for a protein of 513 amino acids. The record is from RefSeq and is a predicted model, not a curated record. NCBI's taxonomy places the organism in Eukaryota, Viridiplantae, Chlorophyta, Trebouxiophyceae, Coccomyxaceae. The transcript has 8 exons.
AUGGUGCAGACUUCAGACACCAAGCUGUCUACACCUGGAGAUGCUGAGGCAAAUCUGGAGGAGCAACGUCUUGCUGCUCUCCAAAUAGCCAAGGCCGGUGACCCCUGGCAGGCACAUGAGCUGCUCAGGGAAAUUGUGGCCGGUUGGGAAAGAAUCGAAUCGCCGGAUUAUGUCAUGCGCAUGCAAGCGCUGCGCGCUUUUGGCUCCGUGCUUUGCAGCCUGCAGAGAGGCUAUGAGGCUGAGCAGCUGCACAGAGCAGCUCUGCGGGGCCUAGCAGAGGCGAUAAUGGCCGAGAGGCCUCGCUGGCGGCGGCAGGAAGAUGCAGCAGAGGCAGAAAAUUUGCUGAGAGAGGCGCUGGCAACAUUCCAACAGGCGCCCAUGGAGCCCUCUCUCAUUGCCGACCUGCAUGGAAAGCAGGACGAGGGCAAACAGGUGCUGAGGAAGCUACAGGAAGAUGUGGUGGCAGAUAGCAGAAGGCCAUAUGCUGAGAAGGCUCGGUGGUCGGCCAUUAACCGGAUAAUCAGCGUAGGACUCAAAGCAGAGUCUUUUGAGAUGUGCCACAUGGUGAUGCAGCAUCUGCAGACUUCUUUGGAGCAGACAGACGAUCCAGACACUCUUCUGUGGGACUCUGUCAAACUUGCCGGUGCCAACAUACACAUCGCACAGUUGCACUGGAGGAAUGAGAACUUUGAGCUAGCUGUUAAACCAGCAGGCAACGGCGUUGUGGUGCUUCAAGACACGCGCGUUGCGCGCAUGUUUGAAGACCCUCAGAACCAAUGGGCGUACCACAAGCUUGGAGAGUGCUACGCAGAGCUGGGAUUGGCUGCUCUCAAGUUGGGUUUGGACCUGGAAGAAGAAGCAUGUGCGGCCUUGCGGCGAGGAAUGGAAUUCUUGCCUCUGGCUGGAGACACCGAUUGGGAUGCCAUGCUGCUCUGCCUGAAUGGCUGCUCGGCGAUUCUUUCUGUGGACGAAGCAAGGCAAGAGGAGGCAGAGCAGAUGAUGUACGAGGGACUCCGCCUGAUAAGCGAAGGGUACACAUCCAAGGAUUCCAGUGCUAAAUAUAGAUGGUGGGACAGCCUCGUGAAGCUCUUCUUCAAGCAGGGAAAUUACAUGAAGGCUGCUGAGCUGCUGAGGGACGUUGUGCAAGAGCAGAAGAGGUCCCCUCAGCCCAACGGCUUAGAGGUCUGGCAGUACAGGCUGGGGGAGGCGCUGCAUCUAGCAGGGGAUUACAAAGAGGAGGAAAAGGUCCUGUGGGAUGCAACAAAAUCACUGGCAUUCCUGCAGGAAACUGGUGAAGACAGUGAGUUGCACAAUGUGCUGCUUGGAGAUGUUUAUCAUGCCAUAGCCGGCCUCAAAUGCACGCAAGGGAAGCUGAAGGAAGCUACGGAGCUGCUGCAAAACGCCGUCAUCGUAACUCAUGCAAAACUGGGAAUGGAUCAUGACAUGAGCAAGAUACUGCAGGAUAGCCUCGCGCAAGUCAUGUAUGCCAAGCUUCAGGGGUGCGGCUUUGACCCGAACUUCAAUGUCUACCAUAUUGAAUAG